Messenger RNA from Bolinopsis microptera, 4986 nucleotides. RefSeq names its product fibroin heavy chain-like. Bases 1 to 4986 code for a protein of 1661 amino acids. The transcript has a single exon. NCBI's taxonomy places the organism in Eukaryota, Metazoa, Ctenophora, Tentaculata, Lobata, Bolinopsidae. The record is from RefSeq and is a predicted model, not a curated record.
AUGUCUGAUGAUGAUCAAUUCUUCAGUGGUGCUUCUGCCGAAGGAUUCAAGAUCAGUGCUGCUGGUGAUGAAUAUGGUACAGCUGGUGGAGUUGGCUUCGGAGAUAUGAUGUCCGAUGAUGGUCAAUUCUUCAAAGGUGCUUCUGCUGAAACAUUCGUUGAGGAUGGAGCUGGUGAUGGAUACGCUACAGCUGGUGCAGUUGGCUUUGAAGAUAUGAUGCCUGAUGAUGAUCAAUUCUUCAGUGGUGCUUCUGCCGAAGUAUUCAAGAACAGUGCUGCUGGUGAUGAAUAUGGUACAGCUGGUGGAGUUGGCUUCGGAGAUUUAAUGUCCAAUGAUGGUCAAUUCUUCAAAGGUGUUUCUGCUGAAACAUUCACUGAGGAUGGAGCUGGUGAUGGAUACGCUACAGCUGGUGGAGUUGGCUUCGAAGAUAUGAUGUCCGAUGAUGGUCAAUUCUUCAGUGGUGCUUCUGCCGAAGGAUUCAAGAUCAGUGCUGCUGGUGAUGAAUAUGGUACAGCUGGUGGAGUUGGCUUCGGAGAUAUGAUUACCGAUGAUGGUCAAUUCGUCAAUGGUAAUUCAGCCGAAGGAUUCAAGAUCAGUGCUGCUGGUGAUGAAUAUGGUACAGCUGGUGGAGUUGGCUUCGGAGAUAUGAUGUCCGAUGAUGGUCAAUUCUUCAAAGGUGCUAAAGCUGAAACAUUCGCUGAGGAUGGAGCUGGUGAUGGAUACGCUACAGCUGGUGCAGUUGGCUUCAAAGAUAUGAUGUCCGAUGAUGAUCAAUUAUUCAGUGGUGCUUCUGCCGAAGGAUUCAAGAUCAGUGCUGCUGGUGAUGAAUAUGGUACAGCUGGUGGAGUUGGCUUCGGAGAUAUGAUAACCGAUGAUGGUCAAUUCUUCAGUGGUAAUUCAGUUGAAGGAUUCAAGAUCAGUGCUGCUGGUGAUGAAUAUGGUACAGCUGGUGGAGUUGGCUUCGAAGAUAUGAUGUCCGAUGAUGAACAAUUAUUCAGUGGUAAUUCAGCCGAAGGAUUCAAGAUCAUUGCUGCUGCUGAUGAAUAUGGUACAGCUGGUGAAGUUGGCUUCGGAGAAAUGAAAACCGAUGAUGAUCAAUUAUUCAGUGGUAAUUCAGCCGAAGGAUUCAAGAUCAGUGCUGCUGGUGAUGAAUAUGGUACAGCUGGUGGAGUUGGCUUCGGAGAUAUGAUAACCGAUGAUGGUCAAUUCGUCAGUGGUAAUUCAGCCGAAGGAUUCAAGAUCAGUGCUGCUGGUGAUGAAUAUGAUACAGCUGGAGGAGUUGGCUUUGUAGAUAUGUUGUCCGAUCAUGGUCAAUUCUAUAGUGGUGCUUCUGCUGAAAUAUUCACUGAGGAUGGAGCUGGUGAUGGAUACACUUCAGCCGGUGGAGUCGGCUUCGAAGAUACGAUGUCCGAUGAUGGUCAAUUGUUCGAAGGUGCUUCUGCACAAUCAUUCACUGAGGAUGGAGCUGGUGAUGGAUACGCUACAGCUGGUGGAGUUCGCUUCGUAGAUAUGAUGUCCGAUGAUGGUCAAUUCUUCAAAGGUGCUUCUGCAGAAACAUUCACUGACGAUGGAGCUGGUGAUGGAUACGCUACAGCUGGUGAAGUCGGCUUCGGAGAUAUGAUGUCCGAUGAUGGUCAAUUGUUCAAAGGUGCUUCUGCAGAAUCAUUCACUGAGGAUGGAGCUGGUGAUGGAUACGCUACAGCUGGUGGAGUUGGCUUCGUAAAUAUGAUGUCCGAUGAUGGUCAAUUCUUCAAAGGUGCUUCUGCUGAAACAUUCGCUGAGGAUGGAGCUGGUGAUGGAUACGCUACAGCUGGUGUAGUUGGCCUCGAAGAUAUGAUGUCCGAUGAUGAUCAAUUCUUCAGUGGUGCUUCUGCCGAAGGAUUCAAGAUCAGUGCUGCUGGUGAUGAAUAUGUUACAGCUGGUGGAGUUGGCUUCGGAGAUAUGAUAACCGAUGAUGGUCAAUUCGUCAGUGGUAAUUCAGCCGAAGGAUUUAAGAUCAGUGCUGCUGGUGAUGAAUAUGGUACAGCUGGUGGAGUUGGCUUCGGAGAUAUGAUGUCCGAUGAUGGACAAUUCUUCAAAGAUGCUUCUGCUGAAACAUUCGCUGAGGAUGGAGCUGGUGAUGGAUACGUUACAGCUGGUGCAGUUGGCCUCGAAGAUAUGAUGUCCGAUGAUGAUCAAUUCUUCAGUGGUGCUUCUGCCGAAGGAUUCAAGAUCAGUGCUGCUGGUGAUGAAUAUGUUACAGCUGGUGGAGUUGGCUUCGGAGAUAUGAUUACCGAUGAUGGUCAAUUCGUCAGUGGUAAUUCAGCCGAAGGAUUCAAGAUCAGUGCUGCUGGUGAUGAAUAUGGUACAGCUGGUGGAGUUGGCUUCGGAGAUAUGAUGUCCGAUGAUGGUCAAUUCUUCAAAGAUGCUUCUGCUGAAACAUUCGCUGAGGAUGGAGCUGGUGAUGGAUACGCUACAGCUGGUGCAGUUGGCUUUGAAGAUAUGAUGCCUGAUGAUGAUCAAUUCUUCAGUGGUGCUUCUGCCAAAGGAUUCAAGAUCAGUGCUGCUGGUGAUGAAUAUGGUACAGCUGGUGGAGUUGGCUUCGGAGAUUUGAUGUCCAAUGAUGGUCAAUUCUUCAAAGGUGCUUCUGCAGAAUCAUUCACUGAGGAUGGAGCUGGUGAUGGAUACGCUACAGCUGGUGGAGUUGGCUUCGUAGAUAUGAUGUCCGAUGAUGGUCAAUUCUUCAAAGGUGCUUCUGCUGAAACAUUCGCUGAGGAUGGAGCUGGUGAUGGAUACGCUACAGCUGGUGCAGUUGGCCUCGAAGAUAUGAUGUCCGAUGAUGAUCAAUUCUUCAGUGGUGCUUCUGCCGAAGGAUUCAAGAUCAGUGCUGCUGGUGAUGAAUAUGUUACAGCUGGUGGAGUUGGCUCCGGAGAUAUGAUUACCGAUGAUGGUCAAUUCGUCAGUGGUAAUUCAGCCGAAGGAUUCAAGAUCAGUGCUGCUGGUGAUGAAUAUGGUACAGCUGGUGGAGUUGGCUUCGGAGAUAUGAUGUCCGAUGAUGGUCAAUUCUUCAAAGAUGCUUCUGCUGAAACAUUCGCUGAGGAUGGAGCUGGUGAUGGAUACGCUACAGCUGGUGGAGUUAGCUCCGAAGAUAUGAUGUCCGAUGAUGGUCAAUUCGUCAAUGGUAAUUCAGCCGAAGGAUUCAAUAUCAGUGCUGCUGGUGAUGGAUACGCUACAGCUGGUGCAGUUGGCUUUGAAGAUAUGAUGCCUGAUGAUGAUCAAUUCGUCAAUGGUAAUUCAGCCGAAGGAUUCAAGAUCAGUGCUGCUGGUGAUGGAUACGCUACAGCUGGUGCAGUUGGCUUUGAAGAUAUGAUGCCUGAUGAUGAUCAAUUCUUCAGUGGUGCUUCUGCCAAAGGAUUCAAGAUCAGUGCUGCUGGUGAUGGAUACGCUACAGCUGGUGCAGUUGGCUUUGAAGAUAUGAUGCCUGAUGAUGAUCAAUUCUUCAGUGGUGCUUCUGCCAAAGGAUUCAAGAUCAGUGCUGCUGGUGAUGAAUAUGGUACAGCUGGUGCAGUUGGCCUCGAAGAUAUGAUGUCCGAUGAUGAUCAAUUCUUCAGUGGUGCUUCUGCCGAAGGAUUCAAGAUCAGUGCUGCUGGUGAUGAAUAUGUUACAGCUGGUGGAGUUGGCUUCGGAGAUAUGAUUACCGAUGAUGGUCAAUUCGUCAGUGGUAAUUCAGCCGAAGGAUUCAAGAUCAGUGCUGCUGGUGAUGAAUAUGGUACAGCUGGUGGAGUUGGCUUCGGAGAUAUGAUGUCCGAUGAUGGUCAAUUCUUCAAAGAUGCUUCUGCUGAAACAUUCGCUGAGGAUGGAGCUGGUGAUGGAUACGCUACAGCUGGUGCAGUUGGCCUCGAAGAUAUGAUUACCGAUGAUGGUCAAUUCUUCAGUGGUGCUUCUGCCGAAGGAUUCAAGAUCAGUGCUGCUGGUGAUGAAUAUGGUACAGCUGGUGGAGUUGGCUUCGGAGAUAUGAUUACCGAUGAUGGUCAAUUCGUCAAUGGUAAUUCAGCCGAAGGAUUCAAGAUCAUUGCUGCUGCUGAUGAAUAUGGUACAGCUGGUGAAGUUGGCUUCGGAGAAAUGAUAACCGAUGAUGAUCAAUUAUUCAGUGGUAAUUCAGCCGAAGGAUUCAAGAUCAGUGCUGCUGGUGAUGAAUAUGGUACAGCUGGUGGAGUUGGCUUCGGAGAUAUGAUAACCGAUGAUGGUCAAUUCGUCAGUGGUAAUUCAGCCGAAGGAUUCAAGAUCAGUGCUGCUGGUGAUGAAUAUGAUACAGCUGGAGGAGUUGGCUUCGUAGAUAUGUUGUCCGAUCAUGGUCAAUUCUAUAGUUGUGCUUCUGCUGAAAUAUUCACUGAGGAUGGAGCUGGUGAUGGAUACACUUCAGCCGUUGGAGUCGGCUUCGAAGAUAUGAUGUCCGAUGAUGGUCAAUUGUUCGAAGGUGCUUCUGCAGAAUCAUUCACUGAGGAUGGAGCUGGUGAUGGAUACGCUACAGCUGGUGGAGUUCGCUUCGUAGAUAUGAUGUCCGAUGAUGGUCAAUUCUUCAAAGGUGAUUCUGCAGAAACAUUCACUGACGAUGGAGCUGGUGAUGGAUACGCUACAGCUGGUGAAGUCGGCUUCGGAGAUAUGAUGUCCGAUGAUGGUCAAUUGUUCAAAGGUGCUUCUGCAGAAUCAUUCACUGAGGAUGGAGUUGGUGAUGGAUACGCUACAGCUGGUGGAGUUGGCUUCGUAGAUAUGAUGUCCGAUGAUGGUCAAUUCUUCAAAGGUGCUUCUGCUGAAACAUUCGCUGAGGAUGGAGCUGGUGAUGCAUACUCUACAGCUGGUGCAGUUGGCCUCGAAGAUAUGAUGUCCGAUAAUGAUCAAUUCUUCAGUGGUGCUUCUGCCGAAGGAUUCAAGAUCGGUGCUGCUGGUGAUGAAUAUGGUACAGCUGGUGGAGUUGGCUUCGGAGAUAUGAUUACCGAUGAUGGAUAA